Molecule: messenger RNA, 1323 nt
Organism: Neospora caninum
Lineage: Eukaryota; Apicomplexa; Conoidasida; Eucoccidiorida; Sarcocystidae
Product: putative ribokinase
Exons: 2
Coding region: 1-1323 (440 amino acids)
Biological process (GO): D-ribose metabolic process
Molecular function (GO): ribokinase activity
Source: RefSeq, a predicted model, not a curated record
AUGGCACUCGACACCCCAGCCACGUCACUCGCCGCGCGGGACCCGCUCGACUUGUCGACUUCGCGAGACGCCGCGCUGGCGGCGCGUUCAACGGUGAGGAAAGUGAAGAGCCCGAACCUUGUCGUGCUGGGCGGCGCGAACCGCGACGUCAACCUCCGCGUACGGGCCUUGCCUUUGGCCGGCGAGACGGUCGCUGCCGAGAAGGCGGUGAUCUACCACGGCGGCAAGGGCGCAAACCAGGCCGUCCAGGCUGCGUUGCUGAUGAGACGCGACUGCGGAGACCCCGCCGUGAACGACGAAGCCUCAAAAAAGAAACACCUGACGCAAACAGGCGGCAAAGUUGCGCUGAUCUGCAAGCUCGGAGACGACGACACUGGCGAGGCGUACCGGCGCUACCUGGAAGGAGUGGGGAUUGACAUGACUGGCGUGCUGACUGCACAGGGAGAACCCACGGGCUGCGCGUAUGUCACAGUCGCUGAAGACGCCGAAAACACCAUCGUGUUCGACCCGGGAGCGAACGCCUGUCUGACUGCUGAAGAUAUCCGCAACCCGAGAAUCACUGAGUUGAUCCAGAACGCGAAGAUUUUUGUUUGCGAGAACGGGAUUCGACCGGACGUGGUUGUGACUGCGCUGAAGCUGGCGAAGAGCUCGCCAGAGAAGGUUCUGACUGUCUUCACCCCUGCGCCUGUCGCGAGUGUCCCCCUGGAAGCCUUUGCGUACGCGGACUACGUCGUGGUGAACGAGAACGAAGCACGCCAAAUGUACAACUUGGCGCCGGUCACCAAAACGCAGGACUCAGCCGGGAACGUGUUUGAGGAGCGGGAGUCGUCGGACGACGAAUGGCCGUCGCUGGGAGCAGGAGGCGCCAGCGCAAGCGUCUUCCCUUCGCCGGCUGCUCUAAGAGCCAAGUUGAUUCAGCUGGGCCAGAAGGCGACAACUGUACAAGGUCCGGAGAGCGGCGCUGGAAGCGAGUCCGGCGAGCAGACGCGCGUUAGCGGCGAGCGGAUCCGGGCCGAGUGCAACGUGAUUGUCACGCAGGGCAAAGACGGAUGCACCGUGAUUCGACAGAAGGAGUCUGGCCACCGUCGGGUGUCUAUACAGCACCUUGAGCAAAAACGACGCGUUCCGCCGGAACAGGUAGUCGACACAGUCGGAGCAGGAGAUGCGUUCUGUGGGGCCCUCGCGUACUUUUUGGGGGAGGAGGAACUCAGCGUAAACGAAGCAAUUGAAAAGGCGGGAAUCGUCGCCAGCUUCUCCGUCCAGAAGAGGGGUGCGAACGAGAGCUACGCGGGCCGAGAGACGCUCCGGGGGACCGUCUUUUAG